This is a messenger RNA of Thalassophryne amazonica, 1718 nucleotides long. RefSeq names its product MARCKS-like 1b (gene marcksl1b). The transcript has 2 exons. Gene Ontology annotation, cellular component: cytoplasm; plasma membrane. The record is from RefSeq and is a predicted model, not a curated record. Lineage: Eukaryota; Metazoa; Chordata; Actinopteri; Batrachoidiformes; Batrachoididae. Gene Ontology annotation, biological process: actin filament organization; central nervous system development. Gene Ontology annotation, molecular function: calmodulin binding; actin filament binding. The coding region runs from base 227 to 835 and encodes 202 amino acids.
UGAAGCGUUGCGUUCAACCAGUGUCGGUUUUAGAGAGUCUCUCUCCGCCGCGGAGACAAGAAGCUGAAAAUAAAGAGAGAUAACGAAAAUAAUAUAAAAGAAAUACACUUUUUCAUCGUUUCAUCGCUGGACACGUAUUUCGCGCUGGGGUUGGAUUUACGUGGAAGCGCUGUUUUUUAGUUUUUUCUUUUUAUAAUUUGCUUUAGAAAAGGCGCCGGUGAAAACAAUGGGGUCCCAGGCAUCCAAAGGAGAGGUGGCCGUGGAGGCGAACGCCGCUGCCGCCGACGCCGCUGCUGUCAAAACCAACGGACAGGAGAACGGCCAUGUGAAGACUAAUGGCGAUGUCUCUGCAAAGCCCGAUGGGGAUGCCACUGCUACCAAUGGCUCAGCUGAAGCAGCCAAAGAGCCUGAAGCCAACGCAGAAGACGACGCCAUUGAGCUGGCGCCCGCCGCAGAUGGAGAGGCGACCAAACCUGAAGACGGGGCUGCAGCAAAGGAGACCCCCAAGAAGAAGAAGAAGAAGAAGUUCUCCCUGAAGAAGACGUUUAACUUCAAGAUGAACCUGAAGAAGAGCAAGAAGAGCGAAGCUGUGAAAGAGGAAACGGCUGCUGCUCCCACUGAGGAGAAGCCUGCGGAGAACGGCGCCGCAGCUGCUGCGGAGGAGGAGAAGAAAGAGGAGGCGAAGGAGGAGGCUGCCGCUGCAGCCGAGGCUCCGAAGGCAGAGGAGGGGCCGGCUAAGGAGGAGGCCAAGGAGGCAGCUGCUCCGGCCCCCGAGGCCACGAAACCGACAGAGGAGAGCAGCUCGACCCCCGCUGCCUCCGAAAAGAAAGAGUGAUUGUACCUUUAGCUCACAAUGAACUGGUUGAACUGUUUUUCCAAGAGAGAAGAGAGAGAAUUUUAGAGAAUAUAUAUAUAUUUAUAUAUAUGUGUAUAUGUAUACAUAUGUAUGGAUAUAUGUAUAUGUAAAUAUAUACACAUGUAUGUGAGAGACUCCUUCGACGUGCCACUUUUCGUCAUGAAAACAAGACGACAGAUCUGAUUCACUCGAUCACUUCCCUGGUUCCUGCUCGACAUCUGGACCCUGACUGAGUUUUGGGCUGUAAGGCCGGUUGCUACACAGAAGAUGGAUUUUUACUGGCGAGAGUGCGAUCUAACGACGCCGCAAAGUACAGACGGAGGCAGGCGGAGUCUAAUCUUUUCCCUACAAAUCAACAGCUUGAGACGCCUCCAUCCCGAAGGAACAAAGAUAGAUGCGAUUGCUAUGACAACACCACCACUUGAAAUGACUGUUAAGUCGAGAAGGAAGAAGAAAAAGGAAAAAAAACAAACAUGAAAUCAGAAAUUAAGAGACUUGCCAACUUUUUACAUUCCUAUAUUUUAACCCAAAUUUGAAGUAUUUUGUGGUGUAUUAUAGAGAACCAUCUUAAAGAUUCAGAGAAGCUAUGUCUUGUUUGUUAAAAGAUAAAAAAAAAUAGACAAUUUUGAUUUAUACCUUACUAUGAAGAAGAAGGAAAAAAGAACACUUAAGCUUGCUAUGUUCACUGUCACGGUUUGAUAUGAAGCAGAGUUGUUUAUCUGUUGUGUGUGAGCCUGAAUCUGCUUUGUCUCUGUAAAUACAUUGGAUUGAUUUCUGUUCUUUAUUUUGCUAAUGUUGACAGAUGUUACUGGUUUUAUUGUAAAGUUGAAAAUGGUAAAUAAAUGUUGGUUACCUGCCUGUU